This is a messenger RNA of Lytechinus variegatus (green sea urchin), 2671 nucleotides long. RefSeq lists its product as uncharacterized. The record is from RefSeq and is a predicted model, not a curated record. The coding region runs from base 340 to 744 and encodes 134 amino acids. The transcript has 3 exons. NCBI's taxonomy places the organism in Eukaryota, Metazoa, Echinodermata, Echinoidea, Temnopleuroida, Toxopneustidae.
AACAUUCGGGGGCAUGCACUGGGCAUAACCCUGGCUUGUGUACCCCAGUGCUAAAUCAGCAGGUGGGUUUUGAUAUCUCUGGAUCUUUAGCAAUUUUAAAACUUUUUAUAGUUGUAAUGGAUGAGAAAAUCCCUGCAAUCUGAUUGGUUGAGAGCAAUGCAAAAAUUUUACUGGGCUGCAUGAACGAUAUCGCGAUAAUCAAAACGCAACGAUAUCCACUGUAAACAAGCAAUCGUCCGAAAAGGUCAUUGUGAUGUCAUCGCGCAUGUACUGUUACCGUCGCUUGUUUACGUCAAAAUUUGAAUUUCGAUCAAAGCAGAAUGAAUCAAAGGAUGCAAAAUGAUCUAUUCCCAUUCAGCCAUUGGACUGAACCGGUACCAAGACCGGAACUGUAACACAGUAAGGAUGGUCAAUAUGAAGCGAGCUUCAUUGAAUUCCUCCAAGAGCUCUGUACUCUGUUCUGAUCAUUUUGAAGAUGCUUGCUUUGACCUGGGCAGACGAUACGUCUUAAACAGGAUGCUGUCCCAACCAUAUUUGAUUUCCCGCCUCGUCUUCAGAAGAAUUCACCCAAACCAAGGUAUUUCCCAAAAGACUUUUCGAUUCAGCAAACAACCUCCCAGAUACUGCAAAGACACCAGUGCCAAAGUCUUCAGCACCUUAAUUUCUCGAAGACCACUCCUACUGAAUACCAGAAAGUCCAAGAGGGGUAAAGUGGAAGUCAACAACAAUAAUGGACUGUAUUAAAACUUGGAGAAGAGGCUGAAAACCACACAGAAGUCCUACCUUAUACAUUACUUGCUUUUAAGUUUGGACAAACAUUGAUUUGCACAACUUUACAACAAAAAAUUUACGCUGUGUGGAUUCUGAUUAUUUAAAAUAGCUCAAUGAAAACGUUUAUCACUGGGCAUGUAACAAAAAUGAAUUCAUUGAAUUUGAAGAUGUCUUACAGUAUAUUCAUUCUGAUUUGAAUGUCAGAAGAGAAAAAAGUUUGUGAAAAGUAGGAAUGACGGCAAGCUGACAGAAGAAUAGAAUACAUGUAGGAUAGAACAAGGCCACAGUUAUAAAUGAGCUGUUGGAUAGAGACAAAAAGAUGAAUUAAGAAUGGGGGUGAUAGAGAAAUAGAGACAGGAAUUGGGGAGCCUGUGAUGAAUGCCUGAGAAAGUAAAAAUUACCAUAUUUUAUUUUUUUAAGGAUUUGAACAGUCAGGAAGAAUGUGGUCUUUUUUCUGUUGUUAUUUCUCAAAAUACUGGUAUGUUUUGUGUACAGAAAGGGGUAUAAUCCUUUGCAAUAAUCACUCUCACAGAAAAUAUUAACUAAUCAAAAGAAAAGUCAAAUAUUUCACUGAUUUACAAUUGUUCGGUCACUCUCAUAUCUAAAGUUACCCCCCCCCCCAUCAUUUCAAGGUAUUGGAGAGAGAGGUUGGGCAGGACAUGGCUGUCAGCAGAAAAAAAAUGCAGGGUGGGGCAAAACAAUUUUGGGAUAUGUGCGAGGGAGCGAAUGCGACAGAGCAGAAUUUUGUGGGGGGGAUAUAUGCGAGAGAGCAAAAUGACAGAAGGAAAAUGCAGGGGCCAAGAGAUUUGAGGAAUAUGUAAGAGGGAGCGAAGUGACCAAGCAGAAGAAAUGUAGAGGACAACAAAUUGUUGGGUAUGUGAGGGAGCAAAGCAACCAAUUAAAAAAGGAGGUUAGUCAAAACGUUCUUGAAUAUGAGUAAGGAAGCAACUUGUUCACUUCCGAGCAGUAGGACUCGUUUUAAAAUAGCUUAGGAAAUAUGUGUUUCCUAAGCAUGGUAAACACAUAUUGUAGGCCUAUAGUACAAUUUAGGUGCUCUAAGAGUUAAAUUCUGAAUGAGCUGCAUUUGCUGGUAAAUCAUGCGCAGAGGAUCUUUGUCUUUUAUCCAUUUCUACACUUUUCUUUAGAUUUCAGUUUUAAGGCGGGAAGGAUCCCACCCUCCUGUGGAUGCUAAUAUUUUGACUGACCCUGGGUAAAUAGAAUUACAAAAACAAAAAUGAUGUUUUAAUAUGAGAUUUUUUAAUGCCCCUUGAAAGUCCACCAUCUUUCUCACUCUCUCCAUCUUUCUUUUUAUUCAUUUUAACUUUCCAAUUCUUUCUCUCUUGAUAUCUAUAAAGUUCAGGUUCACCCUUUUAACUUGCACUAUUCCAAGCCCCCAACCAAUUGGCAUCCACAGGAAUGGGGGAGUGGGGCUUCCCCCUAGAAAAUAAAGUCAAACAAAAGAAAAAUGUGGAAAAUAGAAAUGGAUAAAGACAAAUAAUCCUCUACGCAUGUCUUACCUACCAAUACAGUUCAUUCACAAUUUAAUUCUUGCAACACCUAAAUUCUACUAUGAGUUUACCAUACUUAGAAAAUGCAUAUUUCCUAUGCCAUUUUUAAACAAGUCCCUAUCGCUGGGAGGGAACGUGUUGCUCACCAGCACGAAUUCGAAAAUAUUUUGAUUGACCUGGGGCCCGUUUCAUAAAACAUUUGCCGCAGCGGCAACUCCCAUUUUCUGCGGCAAAUCUCAAAACAGCGGCAAAUGACAAUUUCUGCGGCAAUAUUUGAUGCAGCUAUUUGAGCUGCGUCAAAUAUUUGCCGCAGAUACUUUCAGGGGCAAAUGACAAUUUCUGCGACAAUAUUUGAUCUAUUUGAGUUGCGUCAAAUAUUGCAGCAGAAACGG